AUGGCACUGAUUUGGACCCAGGGCGAGACGAUUGUUAUGGUGAAAAGGGCGUCUCGUACGAGCACGCAAAUUCACGUGGUGGCCGCGGAAUGGGACAGCUCGAAUGAUUGUUUCGUUCUCAGCGGUCGAAUCGUCAUUUCAGUCGCAGCUGAUGCCGAGCUCUUGACGGGAGGAUCGGUUCUGGACUCCGAAACUGGAUUAUUACGUUCGUACGUGGUUCUGGGUAGGGCAGAAUCAAUCUACAUAUGGUGUCUAGAUUUUGAACAGGCCCGUCCCGACCUUGUUGUCAAGCUCCCUUUGCCGAACUCGUCGUCCAUCAGCUCCAAAACAUCCGGAUGCAGCGUGAAAGACUGCUGGCUUGUGGAUGGACCAAUUGUAGUCGCGGUAUGGAAAGGGCAGUUGCUGCUAGUAACAUCAAAAGCUUCUUACGGGUCCACAGAGUUUUCUGCUGAAUCCGAAGAUCCUCAGGGCGAGAUAUUUAACACCCCUUGGGAAGCACAUGUGCUGUGCUCUCCUCAAAGUAGCGAGCAACUGUCACUGAAGGUUCAAUUCUGUGGUGAUGUCGCAAGAAAUGAAAGUCAGGUGGCCAUCAUUAGUUUCACAGCAUCCAGUGGUAAACGCCCGAGGACAUGCUCGGUGUCGAAUGAAAGGUAUCUCCAGAGCUGGUCAUAUUACAACUUGAUCUUGGAUCCUGAGGUUCCGAUAGCUCAUGAGCAAUCAAGCACUGGCAGUGGGUUGAAGUUCAUUCCCUCUAAGCAGAUCCCCGUUGAUCUAGAUCCAAGACUUAUUUCUUGCAUCCAACCUGUGACUGUCGUGCCUUCGACAAAUGGAGAUGACUCUGAUUACAUCUUCGUCGGAACUAAGGACAAAAGGCUACUUAGAUAUAGAUGUGGUCAACUUGUGGAUGUUACGCACUUGGACGCGAUUCCUUCCCAGCUAAACUUCGGAGUCGUGGCAGGAGGCCAGGGAGUCCUACUCGUUGUCCUGGAUGACCUGCAGCAAAAGGUGUUAGCUGUAUGUCCUGAAUCGCUUCAAGUCCUGCAAGAUUGGAGCAAAGUUUGGCAUGUUGUCAUCGGUGACUUCGUCAGCUCUGGGUAUGACCAAAUCGUUCUUCUGCACAUUGCUUCUGCAUCGUCAGCGGAGGAGGGCCUAAGUUCUCCCGGCGCACAGCUUGAGCUGAACUUUACUGUUAUACAUGGUUUCAGUACAGUCACCUGCGAAGGCUUGCAGCAAGGCACACAACGACAUUUGGCAGAAACCAAAGUCAUCAAUGACUGCAAGUUGUCUGGUAUGGAUACUAUCUGUAAGGCCCUGCAAGACAGAGUAGAAGCUGGACUCAGUCAGCUGCAAGUCGCAAGGAAUGAGAGAGAAUCGAAAGGGGAGCUUGUGCGCAUCUCCAGCUGCCUUAUGCAGAACAUGGUCACUAGGUGGGCACAUGAAGAACAGUCAAAAGCAAACGUAGAAGGAAAAUCUGGUACAUACAGCGUCACCGAACAGGGCAGGUUGGAGUUGGUGCGUGCUACGAGUGUGUGGAGCCGAGUUUGCGGAACAAACUGGUUUCUUAUGGUUGAAAUCGAAAUGACACCAGACGGAAGACCCGAUGUUGUUCUGCAUCAUGUGAGUUUGCUUCUAUCAAGUCAGAACUGUUCCAUAGGAGGGAAAUCAUCAGUUUUGAAGUCACACUCUUUUGGAGACAAACGUGCGACCCUUGUUGUAUGUAUACCAUAUCACGAGUUUUCUCUACGUCCUCGUCUUCCAUUCAAUAUCUCCGUUAGAGCCAAGUUGCCUCCAGGUCACGAAUCUGUCCGUACGUCUGAAAGCUGUGAUCCUGCGAGGCGAACGUCUGGAGAUGUAUAUACACAGUGGCUUGGAAGCUCUGAGGUUGUCUAUCUCACUUCAGCACCAACUCUCAAGCCCAAGGAAGCGUGUACAUUAUUAGAACAAGUUGGAGAGCAGGUGCAGUUCGUGAUUGGAGCCAAAAGUGAAGAACAUUUACUGCAGCUGUCGGCGUAUAUGCAAUCAGCUCUUCGCAUGCACGAGCUCCCUGAUGAUAAGCAAGAGCGUGAAAACACUCUGAGAUGGUUCAACUUGUGCUCAGCUGAUGGACAUGGACCGUAUGUAGCAAAUUUAUGCUUCUCGGGACUUCAUGGCAUCAUUAGACUGAGAUCUGUUGAUGCUGACCUGUUGGCAGGACUUGAACAAACCUCAGUUGAACUCUUUACUCAACAUCGAUACGAGAUUCUUUCCAGGAUUAUUCCUCAUGAAGCGUUGGAGAAAUUGGACAGUUUUAUCAAGACAUUACGAAAACAUUUGGCUGUGCAGAACUCAUUGAUGCAAAGAGGCCAUGAGAGUUCAAGUAAGGAAAGCCGAUUGGUAGCUCUAAAGCUUGAUAGAGCAGUCGAUGAAAGGUUCUCUGAGAUAUGGGCUUCACUAAUAUAA
This is a messenger RNA of Marchantia polymorpha subsp. ruderalis, 2439 nucleotides long. Lineage: Eukaryota; Viridiplantae; Streptophyta; Marchantiopsida; Marchantiales; Marchantiaceae. The record is from the annotation of a GenBank genome assembly.